Phlebotomus papatasi is the source of this 1508-nucleotide messenger RNA. RefSeq names its product histone deacetylase 3 (gene HDAC3). Lineage: Eukaryota; Metazoa; Arthropoda; Insecta; Diptera; Psychodidae. The transcript has 2 exons. Gene Ontology annotation, molecular function: histone deacetylase activity. The record is from RefSeq and is a predicted model, not a curated record. Bases 190 to 1482 code for a protein of 430 amino acids.
AGAUCUAGUGGAAAAUUUAGCGGAUACCUCUUUAUACCCUGCGGGGAUCUCCGUCGAGGCGUCCACCUGUCAAGUUGUGUUUAUUUGGAUGGAUUUUAGUUUAACUUGGAGAUUAUUAUGCGUUGUUUUCGUUCUUCUAUUCAUUUACACACUGAAAAAGUACUUUUAUGAAGACUUUGAUCUUUGACCAUGACGCGCAAAGUAUUUUACUUUUACAAUCCGGACGUUGGGAAUUUUCACUAUGGCCCGGGGCAUCCCAUGAAGCCCCAUCGGUUGUCUGUGAUCCAUAGUCUCGUGAUGAAUUACCAGCUGCACAAGAAGAUGCAGAUCUAUCGUCCCUACAAAGCCAGUGCCCAUGAUAUGUGCCGGUUUCACAGUGAGGAGUACAUUGAGUUUCUCCAGCGAGUUACACCUCAGAACAUCCAGGGCUACACCAAGUACCUCUCACACUUCAAUGUCGGUGAUGACUGUCCCGUAUUCGAUGGGCUCUUUGAGUUCUGCGCCAUGUACACGGGGGCUUCACUCGAGGGAGCCCAGAAACUCAAUUACAAUCUCGCCGACAUCUGCAUUAAUUGGUCUGGGGGACUCCAUCAUGCCAAGAAAUUCGAAGCAUCAGGCUUCUGCUACGUCAAUGACAUUGUUAUUGGCAUCCUGGAGCUUCUCAAGUACCAUCCUCGGGUUCUGUAUAUCGAUAUCGAUGUUCACCAUGGUGAUGGUGUCCAGGAAGCUUUCUACCUCACGGAUCGCGUGAUGACUGUGUCUUUCCACAAGUACGGCAACUACUUCUUUCCCGGAACUGGAGAUAUGUAUGAGAUUGGGGCAGAAUCUGGGCGGUACUACUCUGUAAAUGUACCCCUGAAGGAGGGUAUCGAUGACCAGAGCUAUGUACAGGUCUUUAAGCCCAUCAUUUCACAUGUGAUGGACUUUUAUAGGCCCACAGCAAUUGUUCUCCAGUGUGGAGCGGAUUCAUUGGCUGGAGAUCGCUUGGGAUGCUUCUCACUCAGCACCAAGGGUCACGGGGAAUGUGUGAAGUUUGUGAAGGAUCUCAAUGUGCCGACUCUGGUUGUUGGAGGUGGAGGGUACACACUGAGGAAUGUUGCCCGAUGCUGGACGUAUGAGACGUCUCUUCUCAUUGACGAGACCAUAUCAAAUGACAUCCCAAUGAAUGAUUAUCUGGAGUUCUUUGCACCGGACUUCACUCUUCAUCCUGAGAUUGUCACGAGGCAAGACAACAUGAAUAGCAAGCAGUAUCUGGAUCUCAUAGUACGUCACGUGUACGAUAAUCUGAAGAUGUGUCAGCAUGCGCCCAGUGUCCAGAUGUUCAACAUCCCAGAAGAUGCCUUGCCAGAGGAUGGCAAGAUUAAGGAUGAGAGUGAUCCGGAUGUGAGAAUUAGCCAAGCAGAUGAAGACAGAAUGGUUGAGCCGAAGAAUGAAUUCUACGAUGGAGAAAAUGAUAAUGACAAACUUGAGCCCGAAACGUGAAAUAAAGUGCAAUUUCACCGGCAAAA